Molecule: messenger RNA, 1039 nt
Organism: Parastagonospora nodorum SN15
Lineage: Eukaryota; Fungi; Ascomycota; Dothideomycetes; Pleosporales; Phaeosphaeriaceae
Exons: 1
Coding region: 1-981 (326 amino acids)
Biological process (GO): carbohydrate metabolic process
Molecular function (GO): hydrolase activity, hydrolyzing O-glycosyl compounds
Source: RefSeq, a predicted model, not a curated record
AUGGCGGACAAAGAACCCAUUGUCACACACGUCUUUACUGCCGACCCGUCAGCCCACGUCUUCAACGGCAAGCUCUACAUUUACCCCUCCCACGACCGCGAGACCGACAUUGCAAACAAUGACAAUGGCGACCAAUACGACAUGGCCGACUACCACGUCUUCAGCAUGGAAGAGGUAGGCGGACCAGUCACAGACCACGGCGUAGCCCUCAAGCAAGAAGACGUGCCGUGGGUACAGAAACAACUCUGGGCGCCCGACGCCGCGACCAAGAAUGGCAAAUACUACCUCUACUUCCCCGCCAGGGAUAAGGAGGGCAUCUUCAGGGUCGGAGUCGCGGUGGGCGAUAAGCCCGAAGGUCCAUUCAAGCCAGAGCCCGAGUACAUCAAGGGCAGUUUCAGCAUCGACCCCGCGAGUUUCGUCGACGAUGACGGCGAGGCGUAUUUGUACUUUGGCGGCAUUUGGGGCGGACAAUUGCAGUGCUGGACAAAGGGCGAGUUCGACCGCGACGCUUAUUCAAACAUGGAGGCGACAGAGGGCAACGCACUGACCGCCAAGGUCGCGAAGCUCAGCGACGACAUGACACAAUUCGCCUCGGAAGUCAAGGACGUGGUUAUUCUCGACGAGGCUGGCGCCCCCAUCAAGGCUGCGGAUCAUGAUAGGAGGUUCUUCGAGGCCGCCUGGAUGCACAAGUACCAGGGCAAAUACUACUUCUCGUACAGCACGGGCGACACACACUACCUGUGCUACGCGAUUGGCGACAACCCAUACGGCCCAUUCACAUAUGGCGGACGGAUAUUCGAGCCCGUCAUUGGGUGGACGACGCAUCACUCCAUUGCAGAGUUCAAGGGCAAGUGGUACCUCUUCUACCACGAUUCGUCGUUGUCCAAGGGCGUGAACCACUUGCGCUGCGUAAAGAUUAGGGAGAUUGUAUAUGAUAGCGAGGGCAAGAUCAAGUUGGCUGAAGAACAGCCCAAGAUCUAGAUAUCCUUUCCAACUCAUGUACAUAGCAUAGACCAAGCAAAACUUUACAUCCAACCUA